GUGAUGAUGUUACCUAACAAACGGCAAGCUCUGGUGGAACUUCAAGAUUUGCGAAGUGCCCAGAAGUGUGUUGCUUAUGCUAAACGGCGGAUUGUCAAUAUUGCUGGGCAUCCUGCUUUCUUUAACUUCUCCACGAGUCAACGGAUCACUCGCCCCGGGGGUCCUGAAGACCCAAAGCAUGUCAACAAUGUUCUUUUCUUAUCUAUUCAGAAUCCUCUGUAUCCAAUCACAACGGAUGUUCUGUAUACUGUCUGCAAUGCGUGUGGUCCAGUCUUGCGUAUUGUCAUCUUCAAGAAGAAUGGAAUACAGGCUCUCGUUGAAUAUCUUUUUCCUUUAGGGGAAAUGCAUUGCCCCAAUGUCCAACAUGGAUUCACUUUGACUUCCAGCUGAUAUCAAGUUGUAGGGCACAGAUGCUUUUUAUUUUGCUGAGGGAUUGUUUUUAGGUUUUUAACCUGUGGUGUGUUCAAGUAGUUGCUCUAGAACAUCAUUAACUUUUGUCCCUAUUAGUCACCAACAGCCUUAUGAUCACAAAUGUAUGCUCAUGGGAUUA
This is a messenger RNA of Stegostoma tigrinum, 550 nucleotides long. Its product is annotated as heterogeneous nuclear ribonucleoprotein L-like. Gene Ontology annotation, cellular component: nucleus. Bases 4 to 390 code for a protein of 128 amino acids. The record is from RefSeq and is a predicted model, not a curated record. NCBI's taxonomy places the organism in Eukaryota, Metazoa, Chordata, Chondrichthyes, Orectolobiformes, Stegostomatidae. Gene Ontology annotation, molecular function: mRNA binding. Gene Ontology annotation, biological process: regulation of RNA splicing. The transcript is spliced from 2 exons.